AUGUCCAACACAAACGACCGUCUUCGCCUGAAAGAUAAGAUCUUGUCCAAUGUUGCGAAAGCCAUAAAAGCAAUUCAGCAAUACAGCUAUUCCUAUAGUGAAACAGGGUUGAUUUUAUCUAAUACAGAUUGGCAGUGUCACAAACUGUGUGAAAAUCUGGAUCAUGCUUUACUACAUGGGUUACGCCACAUCACAAAUGGAUAUUGGAGAGUGGUUACAGAGUACACUAGGAAGGGCACAGUGAAAGAAAUACAGAGAUACAAUAGAGUUACCACAAAUCUUGGCAGAGGAAGAGCAUGGUUAUAUUUAGCCCUUAAUGAAUGUCUACUAGAAAGUUAUAUAAGAUGUUUAAUGGAGGAUGAAAAACAUAUUAAAAAGUAUUAUGUCAAGGAAGCGUUACUUCUAGAUCAACAGAGAAUGAAUGUAUUAUUGACAUUGACAUCUGGUUUAGAUUUUGUUACAUUCCAGUUAGACCCAGUAAGUUUGCUCAAUAUUCUUAAAUAA
Lottia gigantea (owl limpet) is the source of this 504-nucleotide messenger RNA. RefSeq lists its product as hypothetical. Gene Ontology annotation, biological process: Golgi organization; regulation of protein localization; lysosome localization. Gene Ontology annotation, molecular function: kinesin binding. Gene Ontology annotation, cellular component: endosome membrane. The record is from RefSeq and is a predicted model, not a curated record. The transcript has 5 exons. Bases 1 to 504 code for a protein of 167 amino acids. NCBI's taxonomy places the organism in Eukaryota, Metazoa, Mollusca, Gastropoda, Lottiidae.